UGUUAUUGCCCGACUUUAGACACAACUUACAGGUUAGCCAACCGACGAGAUGAUUGUCAAAAUUAUGAAGCAGAUAUUUUGAUAGAUUUGUCACGCAACAUUAAUAAAGGAAAUAUUUAAUUAAAAUAGUUGAAACGGGGGGUCUAGCAGUACAUAUAUAAAAUUAAUCAUGGGAAGCUUCUCAGAUGACGUUGAAACUUUGCGUGUAUGGAGAGAAAACAACGAUAGAAAAAGUAGAGAAAUUGUAAAAAUAUGGCUUGCAACAGUCGAGGAAAACCUGGAUAGUUUAGGGAAAGACAAAUUUGUUGUAAUAGAACAGGUGUGUAUUGCUGCUCUUGACUGUAAUGAAUUAAGAGUGGCUGAAAAAUGCAUUGACCUUUUGUAUAAAGCUUUCCCAAAUAGCUCUAGAGUGAAGAGGCUUCAAUCUAUGUUUUGUGAAGCGGAAGAAAGAUAUGAUGAAGCCCUGGUAAUUUUAGAUGGCCUAAUAAAAGAAGAUCCCACUAAUAGUGCUGCUAAAAAGAGAAAAAUUGCCAUAUUAAAAUCUCAAGGAAAAAUUUCUGAAGCAGUUAAAGAACUAACAGAUUAUUUAAAAACAUUUAUGGCCGACACUGAAGCUUGGCAAGAGUUAAGUGAGAUAUACAUAAGUGAAAAUGAUUUUAAUAAGGCUGCAUUUUGUGUAGAAGAAUUAAUACUUCAUAAUCCUCACAAUCACUUACUACACCAGAGAUAUGCAGAUAUUAAAUACACACAAGGGGGACAAGAAAAUAUUGAAAUAGCCAAAAAUUAUUAUUGUCAAGCUCUGAAACUUAAUCCAAAUAACAUAAGAGCAUUGUAUGGACUGUAUUUGACUGGAACACACAGUUCAGUGUCUAAACUCCCACAAAAGAAAAAAGAAGCAAGCAAAUUAGCAGAUUGGAGCAUUAAAGAGAUUGAGAAGAAAUAUGCUCCAAUACCAACCAUUCCAGACCUAAAUGAUAGGUUGGCUGCUCUUGACAUAUAAUUGUAGUUUGCAUUUAAAUUAAUGAAAAUAGAUAAAGCACUUUUGUUCUUGAACUGGAAUAUGUUUACCUACCUGUGUUUGUUAUUGUGUUAUUUGUGGUAAAAAAUAAUAAACGAUUUAUUUGUGUUUA
This is a messenger RNA of Aethina tumida (small hive beetle), 1130 nucleotides long. RefSeq names its product ER membrane protein complex subunit 2. Gene Ontology annotation, biological process: protein folding in endoplasmic reticulum. NCBI's taxonomy places the organism in Eukaryota, Metazoa, Arthropoda, Insecta, Coleoptera, Nitidulidae. Bases 170 to 1000 code for a protein of 276 amino acids. Gene Ontology annotation, cellular component: EMC complex. Gene Ontology annotation, molecular function: protein binding. The record is from RefSeq and is a predicted model, not a curated record. The transcript is spliced from 5 exons.